AUGAGUGAUCUAUUUUCGGUUUAUCAAAAUUUGGGUGACUACCUCUUUUUGAGAAGCUGGUUCCCUUUCUUCAAGCUCAAGAAACUAUUACCUCUUGAAUUCUUCAAGACAUCAGACGUUGAGUACUGUAGGUGGCAGAGAACACAUUGUGGUAUCUUGGAGAUUGUUGUAAGGCGCCUGAAUUUAAGUGAUCGAAUACGCUUAGGCUUAUCAUGCAAGUCUUGGGCGUCAGUUUGUAUGCCGGGAGACGUCCGUGGUGCUCAAGAGCUCCCCUGGUUAUUACUCCCUCGAAUCUGUGACGACAGCAUGAGGUUUCUCAGCCCUUUCGAUGGCGGCAAAUUUCACAAGUUGAGGGUGCCAGAGCCAAUACAAAGAGGGAGGUUAUUUGGUUCUAGUAAAGGGUGGUUAUUUAUGGUCAGAGAAAAGCAAAAAGAUAUGUUUCUAUUCAACCCUAUUUCGGGAGCCCAACGCCAACUUCCAUCCUUGACAACAAUUCCAUCUUUCCAAAAUUUUGUAGAAACAAAAGCAUGGAAACUUCAUGGUGCCUCCAUUUUCUGCGUUCAUACUGUGUUAUCUACCUCAGAUGUCGAUCAUCCAGGAUGCAUGGUGGCGGCAAUUUUUGGUUCGCAUGUAUUGGGUUUAUGUAGACCUGGGGACAAAACAUGGAGUGUCUUUGAGGUAUUAGAUGAAAAUGAGGGUCAUGACCAGUUAUUGUUUUCCAGUACAGGAAAGCUAUACUCUCUGGUGACUAGUGAAACUAAGAAUGAGCUUAUUGUAGCUCACAGCUUACAAUUUGGAGAUGAUCAUGCAGUGGAACUGAUGUUGAUAUAUGAUAAUAUCGAACCGAUUGAACCAGACAUUUAUCAUCACGAGUGCUACACAGUGACGUACAAUGGCGCAUGGAAGUCCUUCUUAUUGGAAUCAACCAACAAUGAAGUCCUGUUAAUCCAUAAAUGGCAUCAUAUUUUUCAAGCUCCAAGAAACGCGGACAAUGAGGAUGGUUAUGAUCAGGUGGAACACAACUUUGAUGAUAAUUAUCAAGAUGACCAGGAUGAUGAGGUGGAAGAAGAGGAGAAUGGCAAAUAUUUCAGCGACAAAGAAUUUGACAUUGAUACUGAAGAGGAGAAUGUCAUAUAUUCCAGCGACAAUGAAUCUGACAUUGAUAGCGAAGACGAGAAUACCAUAUAUUCGAGCGACAAUGAAUCUGACAUUGAUAGUGAAGACAAAAAUGCCAUAUAUUCCAGCGACAAUGAAUCUGACAUUGAUGACGAAGAUGAGAAUCUCAGAUAUUAUAGGGCAAGUUGCUUUCGAGUAUUCAAAAUUGACGCUGAGAGUAGCAAAUUUAUUGUUGUACAAAGUUUGGAGGGCCAAGUAUUAUUUUUGACUGACUGUUCUUCCUUCUCUCUUCGGGCGAGUGAUUUUAGAGAGUUAAACAGCAAUUGCAUUUACUUUGCUGAUAAUUCAACCCAUUCAGUAGUUCCAAAAUUAUUUACAUAUCCUGAAAUCGGCGUCUUUUCUUUAGAUAAUGGAAGAUUUGAGAGAUACUUUAUCAAUAUUCCAACAGGGCCUCGGACCAUCAGUUGGAUUGUUCCAAGUCUAUGA
Pyrus x bretschneideri (Chinese white pear) is the source of this 1602-nucleotide messenger RNA. RefSeq lists its product as uncharacterized. Lineage: Eukaryota; Viridiplantae; Streptophyta; Magnoliopsida; Rosales; Rosaceae. The coding region runs from base 1 to 1602 and encodes 533 amino acids. The record is from RefSeq and is a predicted model, not a curated record. The transcript has a single exon.